Paramecium sonneborni is the source of this 1047-nucleotide messenger RNA. Lineage: Eukaryota; Ciliophora; Oligohymenophorea; Peniculida; Parameciidae. The record is from the annotation of a GenBank genome assembly.
UUAUAUAAAUACAAUUACUUGAUGGAUUAAAUAGAUUUAUAAGAUAUGAGAAAGAAGCUUCAUGCUUACAAAAAGACUGGAAAAAAAUAAGUCAUUAGUAUUCUUAAUUAAUUAGAAGAUCCAAAAAUUGAUUAAAAGUAUAAUUACUGAUAUAGAUUUAGGGCACUUGCUGAAUCAAAAAUUCAUAAAACUGUGAGGACACUUACUUAAAUUGAAUUAAUAGGAGAUUCAAUUUUAAGUGAACAAGAUCUUAAAUAAAUGAAAGAAAAAGCAACAGAAACCUUAUAAAAAUUGAAAAGAAAUGAGAAGCCAGGACCAUAAGAAAAAACAACAACAUUGUCUGUAACUCCAGAUAGAAAAUAAUCUGUAGAAGUGUAAAAUACAGUACCAAUUAAUUAAAAUGAUUUUAUUAAUUAAUUGGGACUUCCAUAGAAUUUUGAUCCAACAAGAUUAAAAGUAUUAUAAACAAUAAUACAGAAAUUUUGUAGUGAAUAAAUUCCAUAGUAAGAAAGCAUAACAUUUUGUAAGAGAUUAGAAAAUGAAGUAAAUGAUUUAAUUUAUUAAAGAUUAGAAUGAAGUUUAAGGAUAAGGAGAGACAAUAUUAAACAGCAAUAAAAGAGAUAUUGAAAUACUUAUAAAAUGAUAAAGAUGGAAGUGUUAGAAAUAGAUUAUUAACUGGUUUAAUUGAUAUUCCAACAGCAGCUUAAUUAAGAUCAGAAGAUUGGACAAGUGCAACUGUAUUAUAUAAUAAAGUCUAUAUGAUUAGAGAUUAGCCAUAGCAGGUGGAGUAGGAAGAGAAAUUCUAUCAGCAAAUGAUAUGAAUCAUAAUAAAUAUAUAGCAUAAGCUAUUAAUAAAGAUGUAGCAUUAGCAAUGUGUAAUAAUUGUGGAUAAAAAUAAAUGAAAAUGGUUAAUGAAAUUUAAACUAGAGCAAGUGAUGAACCAUCAACUAAAUUUUACGAGUGUUUGAAUUGUGGGAUUGGAGAAACUACAAAUGGAUGAUUUUAUUGGUUAUUGAAUAUAAAUAUAAUAAUACACUUACAAAAGAC